AUGGCGGACGGGCCGGGAAAAGCCGCUAUCCAGGCUGUGUUCCGGCGUCUGCGGGCUUCGCAGACCAACAAGAGCUGCUUUGAUUGUGGUGCCAAGAAUCCCAGCUGGGCCAGUGUCACCUAUGGGAUCUUCCUGUGCAUUGAUUGUUCUGGAAUCCAUCGCUCACUGGGGGUUCACCUAAGUUUCAUCAGAUCAACUGAGCUUGACUCGAAUUGGAACUGGUUUCAGUUGCGGUGCAUGCAAUUGGGAGGGAAUGCAAAUGCGGCUGCCUUUUUCCGACAGCAUGGCUGCAUGACGAAGGACACAACUGCCAAGUACAACAGCCGAGCUGCCCAGCUGUACCGUGAGAGGCUCCGGACUGCAGCCGUGGCUGCAGUGGGCCAACACGGCACCCAGUUAUGGUUUGAUGGAUGCAACACCUCCCCGUGCCUGCCACUGGGGCAAUGCGAGAAUGAUUUCUUCAUCGAGCACACCCACGGUUCUGCUGAACGGGAGAGCAGCCGAGAGUCGGGGAGUUGCAGACUGGAGCAUUUGUCAGAAGAGGUAGAAGCAGUGAAGACGCACAGCGGGAACGGCACUGAGCACUCUGAUUUGGAGCAAGGACCUAGUGUUGAACCUCUCUGUGCUUCACCAAAGACCAUAUUAGAGACGAAGCCCAGUUUAAUCGGCAAGAAGAAACCGAGCUCCGGCAGGAAGAGGUUGGGUGCCCAGAAGGUCAGCAGCCAGACCUUCAGUGAGAUCGAGCGACAGGCUCAGGUGGCGGAGAAAGCUAUGGAACAGCAGGCUGCUGAGGCCAGGAAACAAGCUGAAGUGUCAAUUGUCACGUCCAUGCGCCUCGCCUACCAAGAGCUGCAGAUUGAUCGAAAAAUGGAGGAGAAGAGGCUGCAGAACCUGGAGGGGCAGAAACGACAGCAGGCGGAGCGCCUUGGAAUGGGCCUGGGCGGAAGGGGCCCAGUAUCGCACUCUGUCCUGACUGAGAUGCAAACUAUUGAACAGGAGAGCCCCGUUUCAGCCAAAUCGUCGCGCUCAAAGCUGGACGUGUUGGAGGAAGCUGCGUUUGCCUCUGGACCACCAAUGUACAGAGAUAACCCUUUUGCACUGGGGGAUGGCUUUGGCUUACACUGGCAGAUGGAUGGAGGCCAUCGCUUGACAUUGGAGAAGGAGCAAGCCAAGGAGGUGGACGUGAGCAUCUCCAGUAGGCAGCCAGCAACCGAGAGGCCAGCAAGUCGGCGGAAAGCAGACAGCAGUGGACCUCCUGAACAGAGUGAGGCUCGGCAGAAAUUUGCCAACGCCAAGGCUAUCUCCUCUGACAUGUUCUUUGGGAGUGAGGAUCGGGGGGAGCUUGAAGCCCGGGCCCGAUUGGAUCGAUUGUCUGGAAGCUCCUCCAUCAGUUCCUCUGAGCUCUUUGGUGAUGGCAAAGCAGACACGGCAGAUGCUGUCAGAGUGAGUAGCAUGCUCCCAUCUGGACCUGAUAUGACCCACUUCAAGCAGGGAGUGAAGACGAUGGCUGGGAAACUCUCUGUCCUCGCCAAUGGAGUGAUGACCAGUAUUCAGGAUCACUACGGUUCGUACUGAAGUUCUGGCUGGAGUGAAGACCAAUUCCAAGCUGGACAAGUUUAUCCUGUCGGAGUUUCCCCGAGAUCAGUAUUUGCUUUUGCCGGGACCUGAAGCGGUGUUUGAAAUUCCGAAUGAGAUUGAACUCUGCUGCCAUUUGUCUGCUGCGCAGCCUUAGCCAUCUGAAGGAAAUCAGUAUCAUUGUGGUCUUGCAGGACUGAAGUGACCUCCUCUCCAUACAGUCAGGGAAUUAAGCAGCACAGAGACCAGUCCGUCAAUCCUGCCUCUCUUCGCACUCACCUCCACCUAUCCAGGGCAGGCUCAGUUCUCUCUCCUUUCCCCUGUUAUGGCAACAGCUUUAUUCACUAUUUAUCCAAUUCACUUCUGAAAAUAUAAUUGGUUUCCUCUGCCCUUUAGGGGAGUGGAAUACAGAUCGCAACUUGUAUUUUAUACAAAGGUUCGUUCUUCCUCCAGUCGCCUUGAAUUACUGUCUUCCAGUUGCUGGCUCUCCUGUCUCUGGGCACGGCAUUUCCCAGUUUCCUGAUCAGAUUCUGAGCUACUAUAUGAGACCAUUCCCUGCUCCCUCAGCCUCUUCCCAUCCCUCCACAUUCACUGAUGCUCCUCAUCCCCGACACCAUUCUGGUCAAUCCCCAGCGCGCCCUCUCUCGGGGGGCCUCAAAAUCAUUCUUGGAGCAUCCGUUCCCAGAACUGAACACAAUACUCCAGCUGAGGUCGAACCAGCCUUUUUGAGAAGAUUUGAUGCACCUUUUGUUUCUUUGUGCUUUUUUUUUUCCUUUUAUUGUUUCCUGGGAUGUGGCAUUGCUGGUCAGGUCAACAUUUAUUGCCUGUCCUAAGUUCCUGAGUGGUUUACCCCCAGCCCAUUUCAGAGGACAGUUAAGAAUCAACUGUAUUGCUGUGAAUCUAGAGAUCAGGUAAAGACAGCAGUUUCCUUCCCUGAACCAGACAGGUUGUUAGAAUAAUAGGAAUACGCUAAUGAUCACCAUUCCUGAGAAUAACUCCAGAUUUAUUAAUUGAAUUUAAAUUCCACCAGCAGCCAUGCUGGGAUUUGAACCAAUGACCCCCAAAGUUUAGCCUCUGUGUCCAGUGACAUUACCACAGCACCCCUGUAUCCCUCAAAAGUUUCCCAGUUCAUUAAGCCAUGGAUCCUUAAUGUUUGUUCAAGUGACCUUGAGCUUUCUCGCUUGUUCUGUCCCCUUCUGUAUCUAGGCAGGAGUGAGGACUGCAGAUGCUGGAGAUCAGGUGCAGGAAAAGCACAGCAGGUCAGGCAGCAUCCAAGGAGCAGGAAAAUGGGCAUUU
Messenger RNA from Hemiscyllium ocellatum (epaulette shark), 2871 nucleotides. It is a transcript of the gene arfgap2, whose product is annotated as ADP-ribosylation factor GTPase activating protein 2. NCBI's taxonomy places the organism in Eukaryota, Metazoa, Chordata, Chondrichthyes, Orectolobiformes, Hemiscylliidae. The record is from RefSeq and is a predicted model, not a curated record. Gene Ontology annotation, molecular function: GTPase activator activity. Gene Ontology annotation, biological process: COPI coating of Golgi vesicle. Bases 1 to 1575 code for a protein of 524 amino acids. The transcript is spliced from 16 exons.